UGGUUAUUUAUAUGCAUGGAGGUUAGGUUGUGGCUAGAGUUUCAGCAGCUUGCUGAACCAUUGGUCUGGAGUGGGACUCCGUUCCAAUUUCAUAAAGAGAAAUGCAGAGUUUUGCUGACCCAUCAUAGAAACCCAUUAAAACCCCCAGAGCAUUUCAGUUGCCUGUCCCAGUCCCAAGCGUGCGUCCUGCUUGAUCGCCAGCUCUCUCUAAUAGACCCCUUUGGAAAGAAACAAGAGUCCAAGAUGUCUGAGAAAAAAAUGUCAUCGAGCCGCAAGCAUCAUCUGAAGAGCGUGAUGCUCCAGAUUGCUAAGGACUUGCUGGAGGCAGAGGCCAUAGAGGCAGUGGAAGAGAAAAAAAGGUACAUGGAUGAGAGCUGCCCCGCAUUGGACCUGCCUGGGUCAUUGGUGGAACUGCAGGAAAUGUGCAAGACAAUCCAUCACCAGCUUGAUAAAGUGGAUGAGGAGAGAUACGACCUUGCAGGCAAAGUGGGCAAGUGUGACAAAGAGAUUGAUGAUUUGAGGAUUAAAGUGGUUGAGAUCCAGGGCAUUAAGAAGCCAGCCCUGAAGAAAGUGCGUAUGUCUGCUGAUGCUAUGCUCCAGGCUCUGCUGGGCUCCAAGCACAAGGUGACCAUGGAUCUGAGAUCCAACCUGAAACAAGUGAAGAAGGAAGUCAAAGAGGAUGACAAAGACACAGUUGGUGACUGGCGUAAGAACAUUGACGACAAGGCCGGCAUGGACGGCAGGAAGAAGAUGUUUGAGGCCGCAUAAACGCUAUGGCAAGACCAUUUCCCCCUGCUUUUCUCUGUGUCUUAAUAAAUCAGUUGGUAGCCAUGGGCGUCUUUUGUGUUGGAUAUAUAAGGUGGUAUUGUGGUUAAGUCCCAGGUGGAUUUGUAUGACCUUGGUAUCGAUUUCACUGCUUCCUUUUUGUCUGUACACCCCAGACCCAGGUAAUCACCUCACAGCAACUUGAACACAUUUUGAAAGGCACUUAUUGUAUAUGAAAUAAAUAUUUCAAUAACUUACAACUGGAAUAAGCAGUUUUAUUUUGCUUGCACGUCUUCAUAAUGUGUGAGAUUAAAAAACGAAAACUACUUAUGCAGUAGUCUACUUGAUUUGGGUAGGAUUAGUAUACUAUUCAAUGUUAUUCAAUAGAAGAUAAUGGGCAUGAAAAGCUAGGUGUAAAAAACCAACGGAAUAACUAAAGGACUUUAAACCUAGGACUUGAUUUAUUGGAACAUAUCACACACACCAAAAGGCAUAUUCUCUGUGCAUGUACACUUUUGCUCUCAUGUUAUAAAUAUUAAUUUCAUGAAUUAAUCAUUGCAUAACUUUUUAAAUAGUAUAACAAUAAACUAUUUAUAUAUAUUAACCAAAACCACAAUAUGUCAGUGGAACACCUGUUCUCCUUGCCUCCCCUCUCCCAUCUCUCUCUCGCUCUCCCUCUGCCCCUGUCUCUCGCUCUCUCUCUCUCUCUAUCAAUCUACUGACCUAGUGAACUUGAGGUAAUUACCACUCCUAUAACUGGUAUGGCAUAUUUUUAUUGUGUGAGCAUGUUGUGCAUUAAAACUGAUAGAAACAUAUUUAAGCUAGGAUUUAAUCAAUUGUUGAUGUUUUAUCAGUACUAACACUAAACUACAACACUCAUUUGAUAUUAGUAAUGAAGAAUGAACAUAGACUAACAUGUUAUAACACAUUUUAUGAAUGUCUUAAUUAACUAUUUACAAUCUAUCAUUUGUAAACAUUUAUAAACUUGUAUAAGCAGAAAUAGCAUUACAGUUCAUAAGCAUUUAUAACAUGAAUGAUCAUAUAGGCCUAUACAGUUUUGUAAGCAUUUGUAAUGGCUUAUUCAUGAGAGUUAUUUUAAAGGGGCAAUCUUGGAAUCCUAAAUGAAUUAUAUGUACCCAUUGACUCUUGAAGAAUAAUACUUAUAAAUGCCUCAUGAGCUUAGUUCAAGUGUCAUGCCCCAUCAGAACCCAAAAUAUAAGCUUGCUUUACUCCAAUGUUUGUAAACAAAGUACAUUUAAAUACAUGAUAAAAAGCUUAAUAAAGAGUUGUAGAAUUUAGGAUUGUUAGUUUUUCUCACACAAAAAUCAGCAUGCAUGUGUUGACCAGGGUAGUUGAGUAUUCAUGAUGAAAAACACAUGUUUUGUUGUAUCUUGUGACAUCUCUGAUGCAGUGAGAGCGGGACAGUGGUGGACUAGCAUGGAUAUGAUGCCCUCUACUGCCCCACCAUAGCUCACACAACUGCAGGAAAAAGAUGACAUCGAGUCGCAGUGGUCAUCUGAUGAGCUUGAUGCUUUUGAUUGCCCAUGACCUGCUGGAGGAAGAAGCAGUCAAGGAAAAGGCAGCGUAUAUAGAAGAUAACUGCUCUGCUCCCGGAUAUGCCUGGGGGUCUUCCUGAGCUGCAGGGUCUGAAGCACACAUUCCGCCAUCAUGUCUGAG
This is a messenger RNA of Oncorhynchus tshawytscha (Chinook salmon), 2442 nucleotides long. Its product is annotated as troponin I, fast skeletal muscle. The transcript is spliced from 10 exons. The record is from RefSeq and is a predicted model, not a curated record. NCBI's taxonomy places the organism in Eukaryota, Metazoa, Chordata, Actinopteri, Salmoniformes, Salmonidae. Gene Ontology annotation, biological process: muscle contraction. Gene Ontology annotation, cellular component: troponin complex. The coding region runs from base 16 to 768 and encodes 250 amino acids.